AUGUUUUUUCUGUUCGUAUUCUUGAUAAGCUUUGUGUUUGGAGCCGACGAAAAUGUCUGUCAGAAUUUUGAUAGACCAAAAGCUAUCGUGUGUUAUAAUACUCUCAAAGAAAUUCAAUCAACUGUAAAAGCUUUAGCUAAUCAAACAGAUGAAACGGGAAAAAUAAACAAACUCUGCAUUGACUUCACCAAGUGUUCCCCUCUACUGAGAUGUGCUAAUGAUACAGAUGUUGAUGAGUUGAUCGACAAAAUGCUGACGUUCUGUGAGAUAAAUGAAUUCAGUGAUAGUUUUGAUCUCGAUGAAUGCGAUGCGAAGUUGAGAGCGAAGAAGUCAGCUUGUUUGAAAGACUGGAAUCCAUUUCCUGCUAAGGUUGAUGACUUGGUGAAAAUGGCAGAGCUACAAGAGAAAGCAUGUAGAAAUUUCUUUGGUGCAGGAAACUGUUUGGAAAAAGAGAUUAAAGAAUACUGUGGAUUGGAAAUGUGGGAAAAGUUCAAAAAACACUACACGGAUCUGGCCAAGAUGAUGGGAAAAUGUGACAUUCCUUGA
Caenorhabditis remanei is the source of this 546-nucleotide messenger RNA. RefSeq lists its product as uncharacterized. The record is from RefSeq and is a predicted model, not a curated record. Bases 1 to 546 code for a protein of 181 amino acids. NCBI's taxonomy places the organism in Eukaryota, Metazoa, Nematoda, Chromadorea, Rhabditida, Rhabditidae. The transcript is spliced from 3 exons.